Messenger RNA from Ilyonectria robusta, 1017 nucleotides. RefSeq lists its product as uncharacterized. The record is from RefSeq and is a predicted model, not a curated record. Lineage: Eukaryota; Fungi; Ascomycota; Sordariomycetes; Hypocreales; Nectriaceae. The transcript has 4 exons. The coding region runs from base 1 to 1017 and encodes 338 amino acids.
AUGGAGAAACAGUUCAAUGGGGUGGCGGACAUGCCAGAUCUUCAUGGCAAAGUCGUCGUGGUGACUGGUGGGAGCUCCGGAAUCGGCUUCGUACUCGUCAAGCGCCUUGUGCAGAAAGGUGCAAAGGUGUACUUUACUACACGGACUGAGGCCAAAGCCGAAGCGACCAAGGAGGCCCUGGUCCAUGACCCGAGUAUUAAGCCGGACAAUAUUUCUUGGCUAGUGAUGGACUUCAUGGAUCCAGCAACUGUCUGUCAUGCCAUCGAUGUAUUGAAGACAAAAGAAAGAAAAGUAGACAUCUUGAUUAAUAACGCCGCCGUCUCGGUAGGUUCCACUGAGUUGGUGGCUGGCGGGUAUGAACAACAUAUGGUUGGCAAUCAUAUGGGACCCUUUCUUCUUGUCAACCGCAUCCUGCCACUUCUCAAGAACGCCACAAAGGACAAAGAAGCCGACGUCAGGAUCAUUAGCUUCAGCUCCACCGCCCCGAUCUCCAUGCUACCGAGAAACUUCAACUUUCAGUUCUCACACAAAUCUGGUCUUACUGAACCCGUCACUCAAUGGCCUUGGGCGUGGCGGUAUGUUGGUAGAUUCAUGUUCGGCUUCGAUAUGAUCCGCUACGCCGUUUCCAAAGCCGCCGUCGUUCUAUUUAUCAAGGAGCUACAACGUCGCCUGGAUGAACAAGGCGUUCCCAUUUUGUGUAUGGCUGUCCAUCCUGGCGAGGUCGCCACCGAAACCCUGCUGGAGAUCAACAGUCCCCCCCUCAGGGCCAUUGCCCGUAUGUCCUUCCUCACGGCCGAGCAAGGUGCUUUGCCUCCCCUCUUCGCGGCCACAGCUAGUGAAGUCCGAAAAAACGCAGCAAAAUACAAAGGACAGUUUAUCAUGCCUAUUGGGAAAAUUGGAACCCCCAACCCAGUUGCCAAUGACGACCGACAAGUUAAAGGACUGUGGGAUGUUACAACUAUUGAGGUUAAUAAGCAACUCGCUGCUCUGGUGCUUCCUGGACUACAAGCUUGGUAA